ACUUUAGUAAGUGAUUAGUUGUGAGACGAAUCGAAGCUUCGAAGUGCGCGUUCAAAAUGAUUUUAAUUGCAAACGUAUUAACUAUAUUGUGGAUGGUUUCACAAGUGCAAAGCUCGUGCUUCGCAGGUUCAAGGGAAAUGGAUGAACAAUGCAGCACAUAUUGCUAUCAAGUAGUGAAACCUCUUUUGCAACACGUCAACUCGGCCAACUCGAAAGAGAAUAUAUUCAUCGAACUAAACAACAAGAUUAAAGAGCUAGAAGCGAAAAUAGUGAAUUUAAAUGAAAUGGCUGAGCAAAACGAUAUGCAAUUGGCAUUGCAAGCGGAGAUAAUUGCCUUGUAUAAAAACAAUACGAACAACUAUGAAAAACGCAUUGCGGAACUUGAGAGUGAAAACGUAAAACGAAAAGCCAAGGUUAAAACUAAUAAAGAUGAAACACUUAACGAUUCUUAUUCACUGCCAAUGGAGAAAUUUCCAUUGGAGAAAUUUGUUCACCUAGAUGAAAAGUAUCAUCCGGUGCCAAUAUGUCCGAGUAGUUUAACUGGCCUCGUUGAAAUUCCAGUUUACGUACGAAAUACCAACUAUUACUCAUGUGAUUCUAGCAUUGCUGGUCCUGGUUGGAUAGUUAUGCAACGGCGUAUAGAUGGCAGAUUGAAUUUUAAUCGUAAUUGGGCUGAUUACAGGAAAGGAUUCGGUGAAUUAAAUGGCGAGUUUUUCAUGGGUCUCGAAGAGAUUCAUUUACUGACCACAUCGCAACCUCACGAGCUGUAUAUUUUACUUGUGGACUUUGCGAAUAGAGAACGAUAUGCCAGAUACAGUGACUUUUCCAUUGGCAGCGAGGAGGAAUCCUACGAGUUGAAGGAACUUGGAUCAUACUCUGGAAAUGCCGGAGAUGCUCUGCGCAGUCAUGAACUCACACAAUUCUCCACUCCAGAUAGGGAUAAUGAUCUGGACAAAGAUAGUUGUGCUGAGAAUUUCAGGUCUGGUUGGUGGUUUUCCAAGUGCUAUGAAUGCAAUCUUAAUGGAGAAUACACUAAAGCGGACCCUCGAAGUGAUGAUCUUCAGAGUAUUGAGUGGAGAACUUGGAAGCACAAGCCAUUGAAAUUCAGUCAAAUGAUGAUAAGGUCAAAGACAAAAAUUAACAAGAGUCAAAUUCUGCUAUGACGUUUUGAUUUCUCACCAAGGAUUAUAAGAAGCUAAACUUGUUUUUUUAAUGUAAAAUAAAUAUAUUUUUCAUUUACCAUGGAUCACGAUAAAUUGUAUAGAAAUAGGUGUGAAAGUUUCGUAUCCCUUUUUUGAUCAGAUUCCUAAAGUUUAUAAUUAUUGACAAAAAGACGCGUUUCGAGUUUUACAAUGCUAUUUAAUGUAUUAACAUAUAUUGCUCGAUCAAGCAAGUAAAAAUAUGAGCUGCUUACAUGCAAAUAUCGAAAGCUUGUAAGAUUCAGCAAUGUUUCCAAAACAAUAGUUUUUAAAAAUAAAUGUUAUACGAUUAAGUGGUGUAAUAAUAAGUAAUUUUAUUUCUUCAUUCUUUUUACUAUUGAUUGAGAAAAGUUUAUGCAACGCUUUAGUUAAAAA
Messenger RNA from Drosophila albomicans, 1574 nucleotides. Its product is annotated as angiopoietin-related protein 7-like. The record is from RefSeq and is a predicted model, not a curated record. The transcript has 4 exons. Lineage: Eukaryota; Metazoa; Arthropoda; Insecta; Diptera; Drosophilidae. Bases 57 to 1163 code for a protein of 368 amino acids.